AUUGCUGAGAGAUUCAAAUUCAAAGGAGGCCGAUUGAUGAUUAUUCGUCCCCUCAGCUCCAGGAUGUAGGUCAACAUGGGCUAAUAUGAUAGUUAUCUUACAAUAUUGUAGAAUUGAAAUGCAUUAAGCGAGUGUGCACGGUCUAUAGAGUGUGACAUUACGUCUCCACUGAGUUCUCCAUCGCAUUACUCGUACGUCGUCGAUCUUUAAUGCCUUCUGGGAGAGUGCGUCCAAACGAGAACUCGAUAACCAUUACAGGGUUGAAAGAGCUUGGCACGUGUAUAGUCCGAUGCACGUACAACGAGCGCAAGAUCAAUGAAAACCGCAACGUGUCGUGAAUCUACGGGCUUAACAAAAAACCGGCUUCUACUAGACUUGUCACUGCAGAUUUUGCACACACUCAUUUAACGACAGAGAUUAAAGCAUAAAGCGCUCGUCAACUGAAAAUCUUAUCGUGUAAUCGCCAGUUUUCUAGGUGGUCAGAUCGAAUCAUCGGCUACGUUACAAGACUGGCCUAGGUACAGCAGUUGAGUGAAUCACAUGGAAUACGUACGUGCUAUGAUUGGUUGCAAACGGGGUUUAAAGUUUUUCACAAGAAACAAUGAAUUGUUGUUCAACGCAAUCUAACGUUACGUUGUAUCUCGUUCUUCUAUUUGUAAUUAUGGUUCUGAUGGCUUUAACCUUUGCAAAAGGUAAAGACAUAUGCUUGCCUUGCGUUCAUGGAAUUUGUGAUGGUGAUACAUGCAGGUGUUAUGCAGGAUACGGUGGCGAGCUGUGCGACGAAUGUAUUACGCAUGGCUUUUGCGUCCAUGGAUACUGCAUCAAUCCCGGUGGAUGCAAAUGCAAACCAGGUUGGCGUGGUAUGUUUUGUGACAUCGAUUCGAAGGGCUACUGUAAUUACCACACUCCGUGUAAGAAUGGAGGUACUUGUUCUAGUCUAGGAAGGGAUGGCUUUACUUGCAAUUGCGCGGAGGAUUUUUCAGGAAUAACUUGCCAAAACUGGUUAAAGGGACCGUGCUCCUGCAAAAAUAAUGGCACCUGCGUGAAAUCAAGGUCUGGUCGAGGAUGUCUCUGUCCAAUCAACUACUACGGUGAACAUUGUGAAAGCUAUAUAGACCGUUGUGCCACUAAUCCAUGUCCCGCCAAUAGCACAUGUGUCCACACGGCAGUGGGUUACAGAUGUGAUUGCAAACAGGACCAGUGCGAAAAGAGCCUUAUGGUUUGCACCGAAUCAACGUGCAAACAGGGGUUGCUGUGUUCGAAGAAGCCAGGUCAGUUUGGUUACACAUGUCAUUGUCAAAGGGGCACCGCAGGACGAGGCUGCCUUAUGAGACCGCUUUGCAUUGCGAACACAUGCAUGAACGGUGGCAAAUGUUUUGAGACGCUUGAAAAUGUAAUGUGCGUGUGCAAAGAAGGUUACACGGGCAUGCAGUGUGAAACAAAGUUGGAAAAGUGCGAGUAUAACCCUUGCGCCAACAAUGGGACGUGUAUAGUUAGCAUACACGGACAUUCGUGCCAAUGUUCUAUUGGCUAUGCGGGAAAAUAUUGCGAUUGUAUAAAAACUGCAGAUGAAAACUGCGGACUAGAAGACCCUAAAAGUAGCAGUUGUACUCUGAAAAAUUUGAAUAAUUGGAACCAAAGAAUUUUUACAAUUUUUCUUGUAAUUUAUAUCUACUUAUAGUAAUCAAUUAAUAAUCGAUUUUGUAAGUUAAAAAAACAUUCUUCUGCUAAUUAAAUUUUAUUUUUAAAAAAUCUGAAGAUAUUUCACUAUUUUAUAACUUAAAUUAGUCUAUUGAAAUUUGUCAUCUUUAGAAUGAAUGUUGAUUGUCAUUCACCCAAAAUGUAAAUAUUCACCAUUUUACAAAAAUGUAGCUAAAAACAUAAUAGAGUAGUGGGUCAAGUUACCAGUAAGCAGCUAUAUAAUAUACCGUACUAAUUAGGAAAACCUCUUGUUAAAUGUACUGUUUGUGUUAUCAAAUAAAUCUGAACUAUGAAAUAAA
Molecule: messenger RNA, 2000 nt
Organism: Anneissia japonica
Lineage: Eukaryota; Metazoa; Echinodermata; Crinoidea; Comatulida; Comatulidae
Product: delta-like protein 1
Exons: 7
Coding region: 602-1681 (359 amino acids)
Biological process (GO): establishment or maintenance of epithelial cell apical/basal polarity; heterophilic cell-cell adhesion
Cellular component (GO): plasma membrane; protein-containing complex
Molecular function (GO): calcium ion binding
Source: RefSeq, a predicted model, not a curated record